CAGAGAGCACGACAGUCUGUGCGGAUCAUAUAAUUGCCUUGCCUCGGCAUAUCAGAAGAGAGUGGGAAACGAACGGAGCAAUACAGAGGGAACUGUGCGUAAGAGGAGGCGACAGAGAGUUCAUGUGUGGGAUACUGAAGCUACUUUCACAAGAGCUUGUGGUGCUGAAACGCGCACAGUCGCAGCAGCGAGCGGAGCCCCGCUAAUCAGGAGGAACGGGGAUUUUUCUUUCACCCUAAUCAAAGACAAUCAAAGCCGAGGAUUUAUUCCAGGAACAUGGAUUGAUACAAAACUUGCGCGUUGAUUAAUUUGAGCUAAAUAUCGAGAAUAUCCAGUGAACACGGAACGACUGAAAGUAAGUUCCCAACUUUAAAGACAGAAUCAGAGACGGUCACCAUUAAUGCUUUGACUAUGUUCGGAUGGCAGUAAUAUGAGGUUAUCAUACUCUGCGGUUUAGUAAACCGUCCGGAGAAAUUUGUAUCUUAUUCAAAAGGUGGGCGAGGGCCAGCGAGCUGACGGACCGCUGGGAAGCUUUCGGACGCGCACUUUCUUUCUGGACUGCAGAUCGUGAUAACUGUUGAAGACUCAAGAAAGAUGUUGACGUUUUACAUCGCAUUGUGCCUUUUAGGAACAGCACCUCGCAGUGAAUAAGGCCCGUCGGAGGCGGACUGGUUGUGGAUGUAUCCAUCAGUGUGAAGUGUCGCAAGCAGCCUAUUUCUCCCAGCAGCCCCAGGACCAAGUAGUGGUUGCUGGCCAAUCAGUGACUUUGCCCUGUGUUAUUGUGGGAUAUCGAGGCAUGGUGCAGUGGACCAAAGACGGCCUUGCGCUGGGGGGAGAACGAGACCUUCCUGGUUGGGUGCGAUAUACUCUGAUGGGAGACCCACUAUCAGGCGAGCACAGCUUGGAGAUCGAUUCAGCUGAGCUAGGCGAUGAUGCGGUCUACGAGUGUCAAGCAACGCAGGCUGGGCUACGAUCACACAGAGCCAAACUGACGGUGCUGGUGCCACCUUCAGAUCCCAUAGUGGAGGGAGGGCCGAUGGUCAGACUAAAAGCUCACACAUCUCAUAACCUGACAUGCCGGGCAUCUGGGGCCAAACCUGCCGCUGAGAUUACCUGGUACAGAGAUGGAGAGAUAAUGCACAAUGCCAUCUACUCAAAGAGUCUGAUGGAGGAUGGAAAGAGAGAGACAGCGGUUAGCAUGCUGCCAAUGGUGCCUGAGGACAGCGAUUCUGGACGCACAUACACCUGCAGGGUCCUAAACCCUGCCGCCCCUGCAGGUCGCCAGACUUCGGUUACCAUCAAUGUUCAGCAUCCCCCAUCUGUGACUCUGUCUGUUCAGCCGCAGACGGUGAUGGAGGGAGCAAAAGUGUUGUUCAUCUGCUCUGCCUCUGCCAACCCUGAGAUCACAGGUUACAGAUGGUCCAAAGGUGGGAUUCCUAUAUCAGAGGCCAAUGGUGAUAGCCUGGAGGUGACGGUGGACCACUCCUACUUCACAGACCCAGUGUCCUGCGAGGUGUCCAACUCAGUAGGAAGUACUAAUGUCAGUACAUUGGUGGACGUGCAGUUUGGUCCCAGGUUGCUGACAGAACCUAAACCCCAGACGGUGGACAUUGGGAUGGAUGCUGCUUUCACUUGCUCAUGGACUGGCAACCCUCCACUCACUCUGGCCUGGACAAAACAAGGCUCCAGUGUGGUGCUCAGCAAUAGCAACACCUUGCAGCUGAAGGCAGUAACACAGGAGGAUUCUGGGACAUACACCUGCAAAGCCAUCGUGCCUCGGAUUGGUGUGGCUGAGAGAGCUGUAACUCUAACUGUCAAUGGCCCUCCCAUCAUCACGGCUGAUGCCAUGCAGCAAGCUGUCAGGCAUUCCAAGGGCAAGCUGGAGUGUCUGGUGGGCAGCAGCCCUCCUCCUGACAAGAUUGUGUGGACAUUUGGGGACAUGACCCUGACAUCUGGUUCCUCUGGUCGUUUCUCAGUGCAGACUGUUAACAGUGACCGUGGAGUCCUCUCGUCGCUCAUUCUCUCAGAGACUCUGGCCCAAGAUUUCCAACUCCGGUACAACUGCACUGCUUGGAACCGCUUUGGGACAGGAACCGUACUAGUCACUCUUGAAGAGCAAGAGGCACUUCCCUUGCUUAUCAUCAUCGGAGCGUCGGUGGGAGGAGGCUGCGUCUUCAUCGUCUGUGUCAUUACCCUGGUUUCUAUCUGCUGCCGCCACACUGCCAAAGGCAAAAAGGGCACACGCCUGUCUAAGAGCGACAUCCGCGUACAAAUUGUCCACAGUGAUCACAACGCAGCACGGGGAAAUGAUGAUGAGGAGGACGUGAAGGAGCCUAUGGCUCCCAACAGCAGUGAGUCUCCAGGAACAUCUCGCACAGAGCACAGUGACCUGCUGGAAGAGGAGGAUGAGGAGAGAUCAGAUAUCAAGGACCCCACCAAUGGCUACUACAAUGUGCGAGCUCACGAGGACCGCCACAUCACCAGAACUGGGUUCUCUGAAUUUGUUCCUAAUGCUCGGCCAGUCUACACUCCCUCUCAGCUUCCCUCCCCAAGCCCGCUGUACGGCCAGCACUCAACGCAGCCACGGAUGUAUGACUUUUCCCAGCGUUACGCCACAACCCCUGCCACACACUCCACCUAUGAGCAACAGCAGCAACCACAACAACAGCCACAACAGCAAACUCCCACCAUCUACCCCCAGGAGCCACACUAUGCAGGCUCUGCCUACCUGCCCGCCACCUAUGGCCGUGCCUUCACCAGCUAUGUCAAACCUGCCUCCUACGAGAAGGUUGAUGGUUAUGAGCAUUCGGACCAAGCAAGCAAGGUGUCCAGCUCCUCCCGCUUCUCGUACGCAUCUUCGCAGGUGUCAUCGCAGCAAUCUGACUAUGGGAGGCCCUCGCAGCAGCGCAUGCAGACUCACGUGUGAUUGGCUCCCUUGAAGACCAACUGAUGGUCUGGCAUGAUAAGUGUCACUGGACUUGGAUCAGACACUCUGCUGAAUUAGGUUCAGGAGGGAUUAAGAAAACAUUAAAUUGAGAUUCAAGAGUGAGGUUAAGAAUGCGGUCCUUGCUUUAUUGCUGUUUUGAAAUGAAUGUUGGAACGAUUGGAAACUUCUUUUGAAAGAACUUCAAUGUGCCACUCAAACUUAAGAGUCACCUACUUCAAAGUGAUUUCCUUCGUCCAAAUGCUGAACUUUAGGUGAAAUGAACACUGUUCUUCAAUUCGUCCCUGUGGCACUGUAUUUGCCGAAAAAUGCUCCAGCACCAACACUUCUAGAUCCUGAAGAAGAGUGCUGCAGAAGAAGGGAACUGCUCUCCUGAACUAACCUUUUUAAAUGGAGACAAGAUCGUGACUACGCUGAAACACAAUCAGAAAAGACACAAACAACAAAAAAAGUAAAAAAAACUAACAAAAAAUGAAUAAAUACAUGUGUUUGUUGGCAUGCUUAUGGAAUUGUAAGCCCAUUUGUGUAUCGAUGACAAAAGGUCUUGCCUACACAAAGUGGCUCAAAGUUCAUUCCACAAAGCAGGAGAGCAAACGGAGGCCGAGUGCAUGCGGUCACCCUAAAAUAUUUCUCCACAAGCUCCAUCUGCAGUCUGCACUGCUUUUGGGCUCUCAAGAGAGUAUUAAUGAAAAGCCUCAAUGGACCAGUGCAGGAAACUGGAAUUGGAAUGACGAAAACCAUAAGCUGUAUUUCUGUCUGUUUGAUGGAGCCAAGAUUGGCCAAGCCCCAAAGAAGAUAUCUGACAAAUUUAAAUGUGCGGUCUUUUAAAGCUAUACUCACAAGGAUUUGUUGCAGACUUCAGAGCAGAACCCAUUUCGGGACCACGGUUUCUUAACGUCAAGCCUAUGGCAAACCUAAAUUACUACACGGCCUUGCAGUAUGCAGUAUUACUCCUGUAAUGUUCCUUACGUGACCACAGUAUGUUAUUAAAGAGUGUGCCAAGCUGAUUAUGUCAUACUCAUUGACCGUCAGGUAGCACCAACAUGUUUACAUAGAAAAAAUCAGAACAAGAAAUUGCAAGUGAAAUGCAGUACUAUCCAUAUCCACUUAGAGCCACUCUGAUGACUGUACAAAUUGUUGGGAUUUUCACUCCUUCUGUCUGUUGCAUGCAGAUGAUGUGUGUAUGUGAACGUAUUCAGCAUUUCGUCUCAUCUGUUUGUUCCUUGUGUGAGAAACCGCUUACUGCACCCUACUUCAAUUUGACCUUGGAUACCUUACAGGUUUCCAUACUGCCAUUAUCCUUUGAGCCUGAAUGUUUGGCUCCAUUUGGAAAGAUUAAAAAAAAAAAUCCAAAUGAACUGUAAGAUAGGUAAAACAAAACAUUGCUUGUCUUUAUUUUUAUAUUUUAUAUAAGCCUUAAUGUACAGCCUGUAAGCUGCUCUAUUGUAAAGUACCUUUUUAUUAUGAAAGCAUGUAUCUAUAUCUUUGAGUUGACCUUAUUUGGUUCAUAAUGGUUUUUACCCCAUGCUACUUACAGUAUCAGUUUUGGAAAGGUAAAAGGUGAUGUUACACAACUAAUUUACUUUUUUCUUCCGUUUUUUUUUUUUUUUUUUUUUUUUUUUUU
Molecule: messenger RNA, 4568 nt
Organism: Myxocyprinus asiaticus (Chinese sucker)
Lineage: Eukaryota; Metazoa; Chordata; Actinopteri; Cypriniformes; Catostomidae
Product: kin of IRRE-like protein 1
Exons: 16
Coding region: 797-2926 (709 amino acids)
Biological process (GO): cell-cell adhesion
Cellular component (GO): cell-cell junction
Molecular function (GO): cell adhesion molecule binding
Source: RefSeq, a predicted model, not a curated record